Messenger RNA from Helianthus annuus (common sunflower), 721 nucleotides. Its product is annotated as NEP1-interacting protein-like 1. The transcript has 3 exons. Lineage: Eukaryota; Viridiplantae; Streptophyta; Magnoliopsida; Asterales; Asteraceae. The coding region runs from base 32 to 622 and encodes 196 amino acids. The record is from RefSeq and is a predicted model, not a curated record.
AAAUCACUCUCUUACACUUCUUUCUACUCAAAUGGCUUAUGAUUCUCAAUUUAAAUUUUUCUGCAAUGCUGUCAAAAAAGUUUUCAUGGCUCUUGUCACCUGCACCGUUGCUCUCGGAGGAGCAACUGUGGGAACAAUAGCGGGAGCAAUCGAAGGACCCACUACAGAAACAGGUCUGGUCCGUGGGUCCGUUGUGGGUGCAGUCACCGGCGCCAUAACCGCGUUGCAGCUCAUGGAUAUGAUCAUUGAUGGCGAACCAUUCUCCAAAGUCUCAUUUCUAUCUAGUCUUGUAAACGGACAAGUCUUUGCGGACUGGGUCACUCCCGCUGUCCUCAAAGCCUACCAGUCUCAGAUUAAUGGAGUUGAAACUACGUUUGCGGAUCUUUUUGACGCGUGUGAGUACAAUGGGUCCAAAGGAUUGAGUGAAGAUUCGAUAAACGAGUUACCUAGAUUCGUGUUUGAGAGUUGUUGCAAAAGGGUAUGUACGAUUUGCUUGCAAAACUUCGAGAACAAAGAAGAUGGAAGAGAACUAACGAAGUGUAAACAUGUGUUUCAUUUGACGUGUAUAGAUGAGUGGCUGAUUAGAAAUGGUUCUUGCCCUGUUUGUAGAAGAAAUGUUUAGGGGUUGGUUUGUUAUGUUGUAAAACCCGAAGGGGUUUUUUUGGUCAUGGUUGUAUAAAUGAAUUUCUGCCUUUUUUGUUUUAAAGGACAGAAAUAAAUG